CGCCCUUGUGCAGACAUUCUCGACAUAACCAAAGCCAGAUGAGGGGGUUGUACAAGGGAUUUUGCACAAGAUAAAAGGGGUUGUACAUUGAAAGAAAAUAAGUGCUUCAGGCUGCUCUGGUCCACUUUUUCUCGACGGACAUGUUCCUGUACAUCCUGGGGCUUGUGGUGUUCUAUUACCUGUACCGUUGGGUCAGGGAACUACCCAGGGUCUCUGACAAAGGCAGCAAAUAUGUGUACAUUACGGGCUGCGAUAGUGGCUUCGGAAACCUCCUGGCUCGCCACCUGGACAAGCUGGGCUUCCGAGUGAUCGCCUCAUGCUUCACGGAGAAGGGAGAAGAGGAGCUGAGGAAGUCGUGCUCCAGCAACAUGACCACAACGCACUUGGAUGUUCGAUCUGCGGAAAGUGUCGGGAAAGUUGCAGCCAUGAUCAAGGACAAAGUCGGGCAGCGUGGCCUGUGGGCUGUCGUGAACAAUGCCGGCGUGUCCGUCCCCACCGGCCCUUGUGACUGGCUGACCUUCGAGGACUUCAAGUCAAUGCUGGAUGUGAACCUCAAUGGAGUGAUUGCUGUGACUCUCAGUGUCCUGCCGCUCAUCAAGCAGGCCAAAGGCAGGGUGGUGAAUGUAGCCAGCGUGUUUGGUAGGAUCAGUGCCACCGGCGGCCCGUACACCAUUUCAAAGUACGGCGUGGAAGCCUUCAACGACUGCCUCAGGUUGAACAUGAAGCCCUUUGGUGUCAAGGUCCUGUGCAUUGAACCAGGUUUCUUCAAGACCAAUGUGACCGAUACUGCCAUUUUGAGCAAGAACGUGAAGUCACUGUGGGACAAGCUGCCCCAGGAGCUCAGAGACGACUAUGGACCGGAUUACCUUCAGAAAUCAUUAAAAAUCAUAUCAGACAAGGUUGCAAAGCUAUCAGAUGCAGACCUGAUGAAGGUGGUCAGCUGUAUGGAGCACGCCAUAUCAGCCAUCAGACCCCGGACUCGCUACUCCCCAGGCUGGGAUGCAAAGUUGUUUUGGCUACCGCUGUCCUAUAUGCCAUCAUGCGUUUCUGACUAUAUCCUUACAAAACAAGCCAUUCCUAUUCACAGGUCAAUGCAAUAAGCAUGCUUGCUUUUAGCGACGCCUUGGUCUGUAUCAGUAUGCUUAAACAGUUAAGAGCAAUCAACAUCAAAUAUAUAAUUUGAUGAAAGCUGUAUACUUGUGUCAUGUGUGUGGAAGGUUGUGGAAACUACAAUUUCUGUUCAAUUGAAAGCAGUGGGUACAAGGACAA
Messenger RNA from Doryrhamphus excisus (bluestripe pipefish), 1269 nucleotides. It is a transcript of the gene dhrs9, whose product is annotated as dehydrogenase/reductase (SDR family) member 9. NCBI's taxonomy places the organism in Eukaryota, Metazoa, Chordata, Actinopteri, Syngnathiformes, Syngnathidae. The record is from RefSeq and is a predicted model, not a curated record. Gene Ontology annotation, molecular function: oxidoreductase activity. Gene Ontology annotation, cellular component: intracellular membrane-bounded organelle. Gene Ontology annotation, biological process: steroid metabolic process.